UAACAUCUUCGCUUCACGACGGCACAUUGCCGCUAUUUACAUUCUAUUCCCCACUUAGCUACCCCAAGCCAAGUGCCCGAGCCAGGGGAAGCUCGGAAUGAUGCCGAUAGAGCGCAACGUUGUAUGUUAGUGGAGGCAAAGGUUUCUUUGACGAUUCAACCCCGCAAUACCAUGAGAUCAUCUCCACCGCCACCUGUACCUAUCAUCAGACCAUCUAUUUUCACAAGCAAAGAUCAGCAUCUCUACUCCAAGCUGUCGAUCACGUAGCCUUAUCCCGAGCAAUUAACUGUAAAAGGAAUUAGCUCGGCUCUAUCACGGACCUUGACCAUACUCUCCGUCUAACCUACCCUAAGCGGCAACAAAGACGUUACCACGAGAACAUACAGAGUAUUGAAUUAAAGCUAAGACUACCUGUAACCUAACUUUACCUAAGGUAGUCAGACUUAUUGUUACUCAAGGCGACGUUACGCAAUUCAAUCUAGGUCACACUUCCAGUUGCGCCCUGCUCGUACCUCGGAGUCAGUCAGGUAACAAGAUCACGAGUCCACCGAGCUCCCGCAUACCCGCCUCUAAGUUAGGUUAGGUACCUACAGGUAUCAAGCAAGCAAGCAAGCAAGCAAGCAAAUUUGCUCCUUUACCUAACCUACCUUACCUUACCAGGUACCUUACAUCCCUAGGUAGCCUGUCCACAAUGCCCACCUCCACACUACGCACCCAGCUAGACAGGGACGGCUUCGUGGUCCUCCGUUCGCUCCUCGCCCCGGCGCAAGUCGCGCAGCAGCGCGCGGCCGCCGAGCGCGCGCGCGCCCUCGCGCUGUCCGGGUCCUGGCCCCACGUGCGCACCGUCGGCAAGCAGUUCCCGCCCUGGACCUGGCAGCCGGGCGUCGGCAUCUGGGGCGUCCAGCACCUGCUGAACCCGCGGCUGCCGGACGCGCCCACGUUCGCCGCGAGCUACUUCGGCGACGAGGUGUUGGGCGUGGCCAAGGAGCUGCUAGGUAGCGGACCUAAUGGCAAUGGCAAUGGGGAUGGGGAUGGGGGUGCGGGUGCUUGUUCGGACGACGAGCUCGUCAUGGAACUGUAUAACCUGCUCGUCCGGCCGUCCGACGGCUCGGACUUCCAGCUGCGCUGGCACCGCGACGACAUCCCCGGGGACGCGAGCGCGGCGCAGGAGCUCGCGCGCCUACGCGAGCCGGCGUGGCACGCGCAGUGGAACCUAGCGCUGUGCGACGGCGACGAGAGCCUGGUGGUGGUGCCGGGGUCGCACGCGCGGCCGCGGACCGAGCGGGAGCGCGCGGCGGACCCGUUCGACGCCGACAUGCCGGGCCAGCUCGUGGUGAAGCUGGACGCCGGCGACGUCGUGUUUUAUAAUAAUAAUAUACUCCACAGGGGGCGGUACGAUGGGAGUCGCGAGAGGCUGAGCCUGCAUGGGUCCGUGGGACAUGUGGCUGGGGGGAAGUUGAGGGCUAGGAAUGUGCUGCAGCAUGCGGUUGGCAGCGUGAGUGUACCCUUUUUCAUAUUUCGUGGCCCUUUUUUGUAUCGUCCUUCUUCUGUUGACUACUAUGGCCAUGUCUCUUUUUUUUUUUUUUUUUUUUAUCCAGGCCAAAUUCAAAUCAACAAAACGAGGUGUAAGGUAGCUAACACAAUACGGUGUAGUGGGUAGAUAAAUGUGACUUCAGCAAUCUAGGUGAGAAGCAAAGAGCAAGAGCAGAAGGGAUGCGGGCGCGAUUAGUCAAGUUAGGAAGCGAAAGCGGCGACGUGGGAUAUUCCCUAGAUGAAUGAUGAUGUUGAUGAUGAUGAUAAUGACUCAAGCUAUUUAUUUCCAACAAGCCUAUCAAAAAUGUCCUAAUAAGAAUAAUUUAGGCUCAACUAA
Molecule: messenger RNA, 1870 nt
Organism: Daldinia caldariorum
Lineage: Eukaryota; Fungi; Ascomycota; Sordariomycetes; Xylariales; Hypoxylaceae
Exons: 1
Coding region: 692-1660 (322 amino acids)
Source: RefSeq, a predicted model, not a curated record